Molecule: messenger RNA, 2362 nt
Organism: Atta colombica
Lineage: Eukaryota; Metazoa; Arthropoda; Insecta; Hymenoptera; Formicidae
Gene: slgA
Product: proline dehydrogenase 1, mitochondrial
Exons: 11
Coding region: 1-1977 (658 amino acids)
Cellular component (GO): mitochondrion
Molecular function (GO): proline dehydrogenase activity; FAD binding
Source: RefSeq, a predicted model, not a curated record
AUGGCGUUUCUGAGGAGCGUGCCGCGGCGAUGUUGCGCCGGUAAAAAGCUAGUCAAGUGCGGAGCUUCGCCGUUGGCUGUGAUCGGCCUCCUGGAGAACGCCGCAGUAACGACAGCGGCGGCGGCGGCGGCGGCGGCGGCGGCGGCGGCGGUAGCAACAACGACAGCGGUUACUAGGACACCAUCGUUGCGGUUGGUUGCACAGGUGCGUGGCUAUACCACCUCGUCCUCCUCCGCCGCCGCCAAUGAUGUUAACAAGCAACGACAGCAGCCACCAUCGCCGAUGCCUCGGCAGAUCGACCCGCUUGAUUUGAAGUUUAACGACCCGAUCGCCGCUUUUAAAAGCAAGACGACUAUGGAGUUGAUGCGCGCCUAUUUUGUCUAUCAGAUGUGCAGCAUCGAAUACGUCGUGGAGAACAAUAUGAAGGUUAUGAAAAUGGCGAAGUCAAUGCUGGGUGAAAGGUUGUUCACAAGGCUCAUGAAGGGCACGUUUUACGGUCACUUUGUCGCUGGCGAAAAUGAGGUGCAGAUUACACCUGUCUUAGAUAGGUUACGGCAAUUUGGCGUCAAACCAAUCCUUGAUUAUUCCGUCGAGGAAGACAUCUCGCAGGAAGAGGCCGAGAGGCGUGAAGUCCAAGCCUCGGUGUCAGAAGCGGGCGAUGAGAAGAGGGAGGGCCCACUAAAGAAGUAUCACGUAGAGAAGUCGUUCGCUGAUCGACGAUACAAGGUGUCGUCGGCCAGGACAUAUUUUUACCUAAACGAAGCUUCGUGCGAGCGAAACAUGGACAUAUUUAUCAGGUGUCUGGAGGCUGUGGCGAGCGCUUCUAUGGGAAUGGGCAUCACAGCUGUCAAAUUAACGGCGCUUGGUCGGCCGCAGCUUCUGCUUCAAUUGUCUGAGGUAAUUAUGCGUGCACGACAGUAUACAUCGGAUGUUAUCGGCGGCGAGGGUGCCGUUCUGGCUCAUCAUGCAAAGCCUGAUGAUUUUAAGAAAAAGUUCGAGGAGGCCCGCAUAAAAGAUACAGAGGUGCAAAAGUUUCUUCAAAAAAUUCAAUCGGAUAAGGAAGGUGUGAUUCACCUUUUCCCGUGGAGCGGUAUUCUAGACGAAAAUUAUGAACUGAGCGAAACGUUCCAAGUACCUGAUAUUAAGACGGGCAAAAUGGUUAGGUUAAUGUCGCAACUUACGUCCAAGGAAGAAGAAAUGUUUAGGAACAUGAUCAGGCGUCUAAACAAUAUCGUCAUGGUAGCUGACAAUCUGGAUGUUCGUAUCAUGAUAGAUGCAGAGCAGACGUACUUCCAACCGGCCAUUUCUCGUCUGACGUUAGAGAUGAUGCGCAAAUACAAUACGAAAAAGGCUGUGGUAUUCAACACUUACCAGACAUAUCUACAAGACGCGUAUAAUGAGGUGAAAACGGAUCUCGAACAGGCAGAACGCCAAAACUUUUAUUUCGGUGCUAAACUUGUACGCGGCGCGUACAUUGAACAGGAAAGGGCAAGAGCAGCAGCUAUGGGUUAUCCAGACCCCACUAACCCAACGUUUGAGGCGACGACCGAGUCUUACCAUAAGACGCUCAUGGAGUGCUUGAGGCGGAUGAAACAAUACAAGGAUAAGGGAGAAGAUCCCAAAAAAAUAGGUAUUAUGAUCGCUUCGCACAAUGAAGAUACUGUGCGUUUCGCAAUCGAGAAAAUGAAAGAAAUCGGAAUUUCGCCAGAGGAUAAAGUCAUAUGUUUUGGUCAAUUAUUAGGAAUGUGUGAUUACAUAACAUUUCCAUUAGGUCAAUCCGGUUAUUCUGCAUACAAGUACAUCCCUUAUGGACCGGUUAAGGAGGUAUUGCCGUACUUGUCGCGACGCGCACAAGAGAACAGGGGCAUACUAAAGAAGAUCAAAAAGGAGAAACGCUUGCUACUGAAUGAAAUCACGAGACGUAUAGUGCGUGGCCAGUUCUUUUACAAACCCAAGGGCAAUUAUACUCCAGUUUGAGCAGUCGAUCCGUUUAGUUGCACACAAACAGAAUUUUAAGUAUCAAAUUUAAGUAGUGAUUGUAAAUUAUCGAAGAUUCUCCUGAAAGAACUUGAAACGAGCUCUUUUGAUUGAAGUAACUUGACGGACCUGUUACUGUGGUACUCUGAAGGAAGAGAGAGAGAGAGGGAGGGGGAGGCGUCGUGUACGCAUUUCACGUGCAUGAGUGUGAAUGCGAGACUUGAGAAUAUACGCAGUGUUAUCUGUUACGUAAAAAUCGCCUUAGUGUUGUAUUGUCGAAUAUACUGAUGCUCAAAACUGCUUGUGAGUAAAGCUAUAGUACGUAUUUGUUACUCGUUUUUUCGUCGUUAUUAAAUAGGAUGCCAGUGAUACUGCUAUAAUUUAA